Molecule: messenger RNA, 1471 nt
Organism: Frankliniella occidentalis (western flower thrips)
Lineage: Eukaryota; Metazoa; Arthropoda; Insecta; Thysanoptera; Thripidae
Product: organic solute transporter alpha-like protein
Exons: 4
Coding region: 22-1020 (332 amino acids)
Biological process (GO): transport
Molecular function (GO): transporter activity
Source: RefSeq, a predicted model, not a curated record
CUUGACUAAACGGCGCCCUGCAUGCUCUCUCUGCCCGCAGCCAUCAACUCCCUGGGCGAGACGCUCUUCUCGGCCGGCGCCCUGGUCGUCUUCCUCACCCUGCUCGUGUACGCCGACACUCUGCGCCGGGUGCUGAGCCGCACGCUGCCGGCCGCGGCCAAGACCCACACCGCCUUCGUCAUCAGCGUGUACCCGGUGGUGGCGCUGGCCACGCUGUGCGCGGUGAUCGUCCCGCGCGCCCAGCUGCUGGCCGAGGCCGUGACGCAGGGCGUGUUCAUGGCGGCCGUGUACCAGCUGUGGUGCCUGCUGGUCGCCUACUGCGGCGGUGAGGCCGAGCUCAUCCGCCGCGUCAAGCCCGGCUCCCUUAACCCGCGCGUCGGGCCGUGCUGCUGCUGGCCGUGCUGCCGCCUGCCGCUGCUCACCGUCAAUAAACGCAACGUGAGCUUCUUGCGGGUGUUGGUGCUGCAGCUGCCCGUCGUGCAGGGGCUGCUGUACCUGGUGCUGCUCGUCAUGUGGGCCGAGGAGGAGAGCCUAUACGAGGUCAACUACAUGUACCUGCAGCCCGUCGUGGUGCUGUCCAUCCUCACCGGCAUCUGGGGCCUGCUCAUGACCAUCAAGAUGCUGAGCACUGUCCUGGCCAGCCACCUGGUGCUGGGCAAGUUCCUGGCCCUGCAGGCCGUGCUGCUGCUCGCCAAGUUCCAGGGGCUGGCGGCGCGCGCCACAGCCUGGUACAGCCUGCUCCCCUGCAACCCGCCCCUCACACCCACCGUCUACGCCAACCUGAUGUACAACACAGCCAUGCUGGUGGAGAUGUUGCUACUCGCGCUGUUCGCCCGGGCGCUCUACUCGAGGGAGAUCCCCGACCUGACUGACACCCGGGACGAGUCGCAGCCGAACCAGGUGUGCGUCAUCGAGGUCUCCACACAGAAGGACCUCACUUCGUCGCCCGCCAAGGAAUCCAACAAUAACAACAACAUCGGCGCGAUCGCCGACGAGACGAAGGUGUCCUACAAGUUCUAGCCGGGCGCUGGUGGGGAGCAAUGAGUGUCAAAGACUGCUUCACCACAUUGGACGCUUGUUUCUUGCCAACCACUAGAGCGAAGUCACUCAACUCAGCCAUUUUUAGUAUAAGUCUCACUUUGUGAAAGGAAUUUUGCAGCUCAUUUGUCAGUCAGCAUCGAUCACAAAAAAUGCCUUUUCAUACAAGUAUAAAUAUUAAUUGUAAUUAAUGUAAGAAUGUAUUCUAGAUCUCAGGGAAUUCCUGGGUGCAAAGAAACGUGAAAACAAAACUAGUUUUUAAAACACGUAGAAAUUUGUAUUUCUAUUAUACUCUAUUUAGGAUCUAAACAUUCAGCCUGGACCAGUCAGGAUUUCACCUUGACUAAAUGGAGUGUUCCAUGUAACCAUGUAACAAUUGGUAACAAUGCUAUGUGCGUUUUUUCCGAAAUAAAACCAUCUGUGAUAUGAUAAA